Podospora bellae-mahoneyi is the source of this 617-nucleotide messenger RNA. RefSeq lists its product as uncharacterized. The record is from RefSeq and is a predicted model, not a curated record. The coding region runs from base 159 to 617 and encodes 152 amino acids. Gene Ontology annotation, molecular function: ATP binding. NCBI's taxonomy places the organism in Eukaryota, Fungi, Ascomycota, Sordariomycetes, Sordariales, Podosporaceae. The transcript has 2 exons.
ACCGGAUGAUCACUCCAUCGCGGAGUCAUGACAACGAAAGGUAUUGUUGGAUGGACACAGCGAGUGAGCUGGACACCUCUCCUCCUCUGCACCCCCCAGAUGCUCCGAGUAAUGAAGUGGCUUAUAAGGUCUAGAACUCUCUACCAAAGCUUUCUCUCAUGAAGAAGCAUAUGCUAAGACGAUCUCGUCACUUCCCGCCGACUCUCAUCUUGCGGUACGGCUGUAUCCGGCCAUCGUCAACAUCCUUGAAGAUGUCUACCGCCUUGGUUUGUGACUUUAAACAUCUGGCACGCGGUGAUGUCGCGCUGGUCGGCGGGAAAAUCUCGUCCUUGGGCGAGAUGAUCAGCCGUCUCGCAAGCCAGGGCAUUCCCGUGCCGCCUGGUUUGUUGGCGGAAUGGCAGGCCGGGCGCGAGACCCUUGCCAAGACGGGCCGGGCAGUCCGUCGAUUGUUCAUCCGCGGCGAGUGGCCGGCUGAUGCGGGGCCGCCAUCACCACCGCCUACAAGAAGCUCUCAGCCGAGGCUCGGAUUGAUAACCUGCCUAUUGCCGUCCGGUCUAGCGCGACGGCUAAGGAUCUUCCUGACGCUAGCUUUGCCGGCCAGCGAGAGUCGUACUUAA